AUGCUAAAGCUUCUCGUCCAUGCCGUGAGCGCUCCAUACACGCCCGACAGCUUGAAUUUUAGUGUCCUGCGCGGACACAAGGACGCUGUCCUGGACCCAAUCGGCCAGUCGUCGAGCCUUCGGCGCCGCGUACUUAGAGAUGGAUGCUCCGUAUUUUUCAGCCAACCAUUCGGCAACUGGCGGAUUGUGGGAAACCGCGUGCUCAAAGACAGUCUGUCCAAGGAGAUCUUUGACGAGCGGGUCUGCGCCGAGUCUCAACAGACAUUUGACAAUGUCUAUAUUGCCAGACUUGACUGCAAUAUGAAGUGCUGUGCCGCCCACCCCGAGAGCAUUAAUGUCAAGCUUAGCUUCUGUGACGAGGAACUCGAUGGUUGCUUCCCUACUUUCAGUAACCUCGGACUCUACAGCAUAUCCGACGAGCAGUCUCCCAGCGAGGUCGGCGUUUGGAAGGGUCCUGGCUUCUGA
This is a messenger RNA of Microdochium trichocladiopsis, 465 nucleotides long. RefSeq lists its product as uncharacterized. The record is from RefSeq and is a predicted model, not a curated record. The transcript is spliced from 3 exons. Lineage: Eukaryota; Fungi; Ascomycota; Sordariomycetes; Xylariales; Microdochiaceae. Bases 1 to 465 code for a protein of 154 amino acids.